GUGACCUCGUCGCUCUUCUCAUCUCUCAGACUUUCCGCUUGCUCGCAGAUCCAUCUUCACUAUAAUCGAUCAUGAGUUUCUGGGGUUCGCAAUAUGACCAGACGGGGGCGCAGCCAUUUAUAGACGAGGAAGACCAGUUUGCGCUGUACGGCCUUCCCAACUUUGUGUCCGAAGAAGACAAGUUCAGCGGCGGCCAGAGACAGGUGGAUGAACAUCUCUUCAAGCUGAAAACAUAUCUGAGAUUGCGGGGCGGACCUCUAUACAAAAAAGUUGGUACGAGCAGGGUUGGUCCUACAAUGAAAGGCGCUGCCAAAAGCAGCUGGACGGGCAUUGUUGGCGAUGUGCGUCCAGGACAGGCCUCAUCGAGUAUGAAUGAAUUCGAUUCGACACUGGGCAAGUUCGCCAAGUAUAUGGGCGGGGAAUAUUUACCAAGUCCAGAUUCUUCUAUGCUACGCCAGGAUGACUUUAGAAAAAAAGGCUCUUCAGCAUCGGAAAUUCCUGGGUCUAAAGCGGGCGUGUUUGAUAUCGAGGACGACGAUUCGCUAGACGAGUACAACGCCAAUUUUUUCGAAGUUCGUGCAAAAUGUGAUCCUGCGUCUGUCUUAGCUCUUGAAAGACAAUAUUUUCCAGGGCUAAGCGCAGAUAUCAAGCAGAUUAUCAAGGACAAGCUGCAAGUUGAUAUCAACAACGCACGAAUGAAUUUGCAAGCCAAGAUGCUCAUCGCCAGAAAGGCAGACGCUAUCCUAAGAACGGCGCGCUAUGAGAAGCCGGGACAAGAGGACGAAGAGGAUAUAAGCUUGGACCUCGAUUAGGAUAGAGUGAUCUAUACAGGAGUUUUUGAAAGGGAGGACAAUCAAUGCGGGAGUAUUUCAGCAGGCGCGACGUGAUACUUACACGAUAAAUAUAUGACCUUUACAUGCAUUUCAUUCAAUCUAUCUUUUUUACA
Molecule: messenger RNA, 946 nt
Organism: Myxozyma melibiosi
Lineage: Eukaryota; Fungi; Ascomycota; Lipomycetes; Lipomycetales; Lipomycetaceae
Exons: 1
Coding region: 72-812 (246 amino acids)
Source: RefSeq, a predicted model, not a curated record